AUGGCGGCGACAUUGGCAGCUAGCGCUGCUUCGGCCGAGCUGGUGAUCGGCUGGUGCAUAUUCGGGCUCUUACUACUGGCUAUUUUGGCAUUCUGCUGGAUAUAUGUUCGUAAAUACCAAAGUCAGCGUGAAAGUGAAGUUGUCUCCACCAUAACGGCAAUUUUUUCUCUGGCUAUUGCACUUAUCACAUCUGCACUUCUACCAGUGGAUAUUUUUUUGGUUUCGUACAUGAAAAAUCAAAAUGGUACAUUUAAGGACUGGGCUAAUGCUAAUGUCAGCAGACAGAUUGAGGACACUGUAUUAUAUGGCUACUAUACUCUGUAUUCUGUUAUAUUGUUCUGUGUGUUCUUUUGGAUUCCUUUUGUCUACUUCUAUUAUGAAGAAAAGGAUGAUGAUGAUACUAGUAAAUGCACUCAAAUUAAAACAGCACUCAAAUAUACUUUGGGAUUUGCUCUGAUUUGUGCACUUCUACUUUUAGUUGGUGCUUUUGUUCCAUUGAGUGUUCCCAAUAACAAAAAUUCUACUGAAUGGGAAAAAGUGAAGUUCCUGUUUGAAGAACUUGGAAGUAGUCAUGGUUUAGCUGCAUUAUCCUUUUCCAUUAGUUCUCUCACCUUGAUUGGAAUGUUGGCAGCUAUAACUUACACAGCCUAUGGCAUGUCAGCGUUACCUUUAAAUCUGAUAAAAGGUACUAGAAGUGCUGCUUAUGAACGAUUAGAAAACACUGAAGAUAUUGAAGAAGUGGAGCAACACAUUCAAACGAUUAAAUCAAAAAGCAAAGAUGGUCGACCUUUGCCAGCAAGGGAUAAACGUGCCUUAAAACAAUUUGAAGAAAGGUUGCGAACACUUAAGAAAAGAGAGAGGCACUUAGAAUUCAUUGAAAACAGCUGGUGGACAAAAUUUUGUGGUGUUCUACGUCCCCUGAAGAUCAUUUGGGGAAUAUUUUUCAUCUUAGUUGCAUUGCUGUUUGUAAUUUCUCUCUUCCUCUUGGAUAAAGCUCUUCAUUCAGCUGGAAUAGAUUCUGGCUUCAUAAUUUUUGGAACUAACUUGAGCAAUCCAUUGAAUAUGCUUUUACCUGUACUACAAACAGUUUUUCCUCUUGAUUAUAUUCUCAUAACAAUUAUUAUUAUGUACUUUAUUUUUACUUCAAUGGCGGGAAUUCGAAAUAUUGGCAUAUGGUUCUUCUGGAUUAGAUUGUAUAAAAUCAGAAGAGGUAGAACCAGGCCCCAAGCACUUUUAUUUCUCUGCAUGAUACUUCUGCUUAUUGUCCUUCACACUAGCUACAUGAUAUAUAGUCUUGCUCCCCAGUAUGUUAUGUAUGGAAGCCAAAAUUACUUAAUAGAGAACAAUACUACUUACAAUGACCAUAAAGGCAAUUCAACCAUUUCUGUGCCAAAGAGCUGUGAUGCUGAUGCUCCUGAAGAUCAGUGUACUGUUACCCGGACAUACCUAUUUCUUCACAAGUUCUGGUUCUUUAGUGCUGCAUACUAUUUUGGUAACUGGGCCUUUCUUGGGGUCUUCUUGAUUGGAUUCAUUGUAUCUUGUUGUAAAGGGAAGAAAUCAGUCAUUGAAGGAGUAGAUGAAGAUGAUUCAGACAUAAGUGAUGAUGAGCCUUCUGUCUAUUCUGUGUGA
Messenger RNA from Orycteropus afer afer, 1629 nucleotides. It is a transcript of the gene LMBRD1, whose product is annotated as LMBR1 domain containing 1. Bases 1 to 1629 code for a protein of 542 amino acids. Gene Ontology annotation, biological process: protein localization to vacuole. The transcript is spliced from 16 exons. The record is from RefSeq and is a predicted model, not a curated record. NCBI's taxonomy places the organism in Eukaryota, Metazoa, Chordata, Mammalia, Tubulidentata, Orycteropodidae. Gene Ontology annotation, cellular component: vacuolar membrane.